AUGUUUUCACGUACCGUUCUCUCGGGUCUGCUGUUGCAAGCAUUGCCCUUUCUGACUUCAGCAACCGACUGCACUGGUGUCAAUGGCAUCAGCCCAAAAUGUAGCAGCCAAGAAUCUGCGUACAAGCGCGACGUCUUCUACGUCGGCGGUGGCUAUGUCGACUCUGGCAUCCCAGGCCAGCAAAUGUGGAGCGACCAGCUCUAUGUCGAGAAGCUGUCGCCUGCCAAAAAGGUCAAAAAGCCUUACCCGAUGGUCUUUAUCUCUGCGGGUGUCAACACCGGCGCAGAGUGGCUGAAUACACCGGACAAUCGCAAGGGUUGGGCUUCCUACUACCUUGACCAAGGCUACCAGGUCUACAUUGUUGAUAUCGCUGCCAAUGGCCGAAGUGGCCAGCAGCUUCUCUCCAAAUACCCUCUCCGCAUUGGUUCCACAGACACCAUCAAUGAGCAGGGCUUCACAGCUCCCGAAGAUUUCGACCAGUACCCACAAGCAGACCUCCACACACAAUGGCCCGGCAAUGGAUCUCGUGGAGAUCCCGUUUUUGACGCAUUCACUGCUGGCAACGUCCCUAUCUCUUCAUCUAAUGUGAACGUGGAAAACACUAUGCGUACAUCUGGAUGCCAGCUCCUCAGCAUGAUUGGCCAGUCAUACACAGUCUGCCAUUCUGCUGGUUGCACUUACACAGCCAUCUGGUCAGACGCAUGCCCUGAUCUGCUACGCGCCAACAUCAACAUUGAGCCCGGCAACAUUCCGUUCACUUCUUUGAUCGGAAACAACACCGUUGCUGGGGUUGGUCGUACCGCCGCUCGGCCUUGUGGUCUCACAUAUACACCGCUGCAAUUCGAUCCACCAGUAACGAACUGCUCGGCCAUUACCACCGUUGAGGUUGGGCCAGACGACCCAGCCAAGCGCUCCUGCAUUCUCCAAACUGGCACCAUCCACAAGCUCACCCAACUCAGUAAAGUGCCUUAUAUCAUGAUCACAGGCGAGGCCAGCCCGCAUAUCACGUACGAUCACUGCUUCGUUGAGUACUUCAAGCAGAUGGGCAUCACCAACUACCAGUGGAUCAAGCUUGCCGAUAUCGGUAUCAAGGGCAAUGCGCACUUUAUGUUCCUGGAGAAGAACAACCAGGAUAUCGCCGCAGCGAUCAACUACGGUCUUGGAAAGAUGAAUAAGAGCCCGGCUGCCCCAGGUCAUCCAAGUCUUCCCAUCUCUGCAAAAUGA
Messenger RNA from Alternaria burnsii, 1224 nucleotides. RefSeq lists its product as uncharacterized. The record is from RefSeq and is a predicted model, not a curated record. Lineage: Eukaryota; Fungi; Ascomycota; Dothideomycetes; Pleosporales; Pleosporaceae. Bases 1 to 1224 code for a protein of 407 amino acids. The transcript has a single exon.